GAAGCGCCUCGGGGAUAGGAGGGGCGCAGAGGUGGGCGCCAGGGCAGGCUCCAUCUUCAGAAGGGCCCUCAGGACUCGGGGCUCCUCUCCCAGCCCCCCCUCAGGAUGCCAGCCCAGGGCCAGUCUACUUCUUGGACCCGAAGAUCACCCGCUUUGGCCGCAGCUGCACCCCUGCCUACUCCAUGCAAGGCCGGGGCAAGUGUCGGGGUCUGGAGGUGACACCAGGCCCUGGGGCCUACAGCCCAGAGAAGGCACCCCCUAUGCGUCACCGGACUGCCCCAGCUUUCACCCUGGGCUCCCGCCUCCGCCCGAAGCCCCUGGAUACCUCGGUCCCUGCCCCCAACGCCUACACCAUGCCCCCCCUCUGGGGCUCACAGAUCUUCACCAAGCCCAGCAGCCCCAGCUACACAGUGGCGGGCCGCACGCCCCCUGCUCGUCCCCCGCAGGAUCCUGCUGAGAUACCAGGCCCAGGCCAGUACAACAGCCCGGACCCUGACACCUACCGUCAGCGCCAGCCCGCCUACACCAUGUUGGGGCGGCCUCGUGCCCCACGGCCCCUGCAGGAGACACCCGGCCCCGGCACCCACAGCCCUGAGCAGGUCACUGUGAACAAAGCCAGGGCGCCAGCGUACACCAUGGGUAUUCGCCACUGCAAACGGGCCUCCACCAUGGCCGCCGCCACCACACCCUGAUGGCCUGUGGGGCACAGGCUGCCGGCUGCCUCUCCUGGGCCAAGUCUCAGUUUCCUGAGCUGCGAAGGGGGGUGUGGGCAGGCCUCUCCUGGGGCCUGGC
Messenger RNA from Lemur catta (Ring-tailed lemur), 792 nucleotides. RefSeq names its product outer dense fiber of sperm tails 3 like 2 (gene CIMAP1D). Gene Ontology annotation, cellular component: cytoplasmic microtubule; cytoskeleton. The record is from RefSeq and is a predicted model, not a curated record. NCBI's taxonomy places the organism in Eukaryota, Metazoa, Chordata, Mammalia, Primates, Lemuridae. The transcript has 2 exons. The coding region runs from base 183 to 692 and encodes 169 amino acids.